CUGCAACGAUGAUCAUAGAGGAACCAGGUUCGAAGCCGACCUUCCGAGCACCAUAUCGACUCAGCCCUACGGAGCUGACCGACAUGAAGAAGCAGAUCGAGUAUCUCCUAGCCAAAGGACUCAUCCGACCAUCCACUUCACCAUACGGUGCCCCAGUACUCUUCACCCCGAAACCGGACGGAAGCCUGCGCAUGUGCAUCGAUUACCGAGCUCUUAACAAGCAGACCAUCAAGAACAAGUAUCCGAUACCACGAAUCGAUGACCUGCUUGACCAGCUUCGAGGAGCUACGGUAUUUUCCAAACUGGAUCUACGGUCCGGAUACUGGCAGAUACGGAUGGCGGACAACUCUAUCUACAAAACUGCUUUCCGAACUCGGUAUGGAUCGUACGAGUAUUUGGUCAUGCCGUUCGGACUCACUAACGCACCAGCGACGUUCCAAGCAGAAAUGAACCACAUCCUACGCCCACUCUUGGACGAAUGCGUGGUGGUGUACCUGAACGACAUCCUCAUCUACUCGCGCGACAUGAAGCAGCACGUCGAACACCUGCGACGCGCCUUCAAGAUUCUUCGACGGGAACGGUUCUACGUCAAACUGUCCAAGAGCGAAUUCGCCCUGGAGAAGGUCCAAUUUCUAGGACACAUGGUGAGCGCUCAAGGAGUUCACGUCGACCCCAAGAAAAUUGAAGCCUUGCAGCAGUUCCUAGGCUUCGCUAAUUACUACAACAGGUUCGUGCCACAGUAUGCGAAACUCGCGGCACCACUCACGAAUCUGCUGAAGAAGAACACGCCCUACAAAUGGGAGACGAAGCACCAGGAAGCCGUGGAGCAGCUGAAACAAGCACUGACAUCCGCACCGGUGCUCAUCUUGCCAGAUCUUGAACGUGACUACGUCAUUGAAGCAGACGCCAGUGAUCAGGCCGUGGGAGCAGUCUUGAUGCAAGACCAGGGGAAUGGACUGCAACCAAUUGCCUACCUCAGCAAGAAACUGCACGGGGCAGAACUCAACUACCCGAUACACGACAAAGAGGCUCUUGCUAUUGUCAUCGCCUUCAAAGCAUGGAGAUGUUAUCUCGAAGGACGUCAAACAACAGUCUACACCGACCACUGCAAAAAACGACAUCUACUACAGUGGGGCAACGACAUUGCGUACCGGAAAGGAUCAACGAAAAUUUGGGUACCCAAUUACCCUCCUUUACGCCAGUUACUACUCGAAGAAUACCACGACGUCCUCUACGCCGGACACUUCGGUAGCAACAAGACGCUGACCGGUAUCGCAAAACACUACUACUGGCCUCACUUGGCAGAUGAUGUUCAGAAAUUCGUCACCUCGUGUGAUACAUGUCAACGGAUGAAGAGCAGUAAGCAUAAAAAAGCUGGACUGCUACAGCCUCUUCCUGUCCCAGAACAGCCAUGGCAAGUGGUUAGCCUGGAUUUCAUCACCGGGUUACCACCUACCACUAGCGGUCAUGACGCAAUUCUUGUCGUCAUCGACAAAUUCUCUAAGAUGGGACACUUCAUCCCGACACACACGACGGCACGCACCGAGGAGACAGCACAACUCUUCGUUCGCUACAUCAUCUCACAGCAUGGCAUUCCAACUACACUCAUCUCCGACCGAGACCCCAAGUUCACCAGCAAGUUCUGGAAGGAACUCAUGUCUCUGCUCGGCACCAAACUCGCCAUGUCAUCCGCAUACCAUCCGCAGACAGACGCACAGACCGAGCGCCUUAACCAGAUUGUGGAGCAACUCCUUCGAGCAGCCUGCAAGGACGAGAUCUCCAAAUGGGACUUGCACCUGCCCGUUCUGGAGUUUGCUUACAACAACGCCACACAUGCCGCUACUGGACAGACGCCGUUCUUCCUCUGCUACGGACGCCACCCACUCACACCACAGAAACCGACAACAUCAGCAACAAUCGACCCAUUCUUUCGCUCCACCAUUCACCAACAUCAUACUACCGCCACCGGACAUUACUUCAAUAAACGCGACACUUCCCGCAUCUGGGUUCCCGGCUACGAUUUUCUUCGUACCCUCGUAAUCCAUGAAUCCUACGACAAUCCUACCUCCGGGCAUUUCGGAGUCGACAAAACCAUGAAGACGUUGCAACGCAAUUAUUACUGGCCAAACAUGGUCGACGACGUGCGGGAGUACGUGUCCCCCUGCACCGCCUGCCAAAUCAUGAAAUCAUCCCAUCAGCGAGCAGCCGGACUCCUACAGCCGUUGGAUCCGCCCAAGUGACCCUGGCAACACAUUUUUCCCUGUUCUCUCGGUAUUCGGCUAAGUCCUCCGACUGCCAGUCACACCCCUCCCAUACCCCACGUACCCUGGAUAAUUUUGACUAAGUCCUUCGCAACUGGUCACAUCCCGCCUCAUACCCGCCGUAACCUGGAAAUUUUCGGCUAAGUCCUCUGUAACCAGUCACAACACACUUAUACCCCACGCAACCCAGGCACAUUCCUCCUUCCCACACCCAACCCAACCUAGCCCAGCUGUGUUCAGUGCUGUUUGACUAGCCCUUACCGUCAAUCAUGCUACAUUUCACGUGUGUAA
Molecule: messenger RNA, 2552 nt
Organism: Closterium sp. NIES-67
Lineage: Eukaryota; Viridiplantae; Streptophyta; Zygnematophyceae; Desmidiales; Closteriaceae
Source: the annotation of a GenBank genome assembly